AUGAACAAUAUCAUAGACGCUGCAGUUUCGUUGGACAGGCAGCAUGAUCGCAACCCAGCCAUAUUGGCGGGCCUUUUGCUGCCUCACGUCGUCUGCACAGUCUGCAUAGCCGCAAGAGCAUGGUCUAGGCUACGAAUCUUGCGCAAGUGGUUCAUCGACGACACAUUGAUGAUACUGGCAUGGAUCAUCUCAACGGGGGUCUGCGUCGUUUACACACUUGCGGCCGAGACGCAUAACAUCCAGAAGGCAGCAGCUGCCAAGACGACAAAUCCCGAUACGGAUGCGAAUGGCCAGGCAGGGAGCAGCGGUCGGGAUGCCAUAACACGACAAUACCUAUUCCGGACGUACCUCGGCCUCAUCUUCUACCAGGUCUGCCUCUGCCUGACCAAGUUCUCCAUCCUGAGCUUCUACCUGCGCAUGUUUGGCACCUGGCGGCCCCUGGAACGCCGGCUGGCCUGGGCGACGGUGACCUUUGUGGUGGCGUUUGGGAUUCCGCUGCUCUUUGCCAGCAUCUUCCUAUGCCACCCGGCCACCGGCACGUCCUUCCUGGUCGGCAGCCCCGAGACGGACAAGUGCUUCCCCUUCACGCCACUCCUCAUCGCCAGCGCGAGCCUGCACACGACCACUGACGCCUGGCUCAUCGCGCUCGUCAUCCCCUGCGUCUGGCGCCUCGACAUUGCGCCGCGGCAAAAGGCGGCCCUCGGCGUCGUGCUGUCCCUAGGCGUCUUUGUCAUCGCUGCCAGCCUCACGAGGCUCCAGCUCUCGCUUCACUCCAACUACAUGCCGGUCGGUGGCGGAGGGGGAGCAGGAGGAGGAGGUGGAGGGGCGGGCAACACGCUCGCCUUCUUCGUCAUGACCAUACUCGAAUGCGACGUGGCGCUGAUUUGCGCAUCGGCGCCGACGCUGAGGCCGCUGCUCGCCAUGCUGUGGCCCAGGUCUGGGAUGGGGGAUCCGCUGGUGUUCAGGAGGCGGUCGAGGAGCCGUCAUUGCCAUUACCGACAUAACCGGCGGCGGGUGCUGGAGAACAGCGUCAACCUGACGAGCGUCGUCAGCUUUCACGGGUACCCGUGGGUCGCCAAGACGGGCAACACGGAGCCGGAGACCAGGCUCCCGAGUCCGAGUCCAGACGGCGGCGGCGGCGGGCCAAAUAGCGGAACAAAGAGGCCACUGGCGGUGGGGGAUGCGUACCCCCCUCGCAAACCGCCACCCGAUAUGCCGGUGCCGCCGGUGCCGGCGCUGACGACUGUGCAUCGGACGCCGACCACGCUGAGCCUCAAGAGCCUCGUGAACGUUGUAUCGGCCCGUAGCCGCGCGGUCACCGUGACGGAUGAAGAAGACGGGGCGGUGCUGCUGCUCGGCGACGGCGAGGGCGGAGCAGGGCCCUGCCAGGCGCACACGUGGUCGCAGAGCCAGGAGAGCUUCGUCAUGGGGGUCAACGACCCGGCCAGCCCGCACCGGACGAGCUUCCUUAGUGGCAGCAGGCCUGUCACCAGGGGGUGCGAGAAUGACAGAAACAGAAAUGGAGAUUUCCGCCUGCAUAUGAGGAGGCAUUCGGCCUCGGCGGCCCAGCAGCCCAGUAGAAGAGUAGACCGUAGAGGGGCUGGAGAGGCGGGGCUGGCCGUCCACCUCUCGUCUCAUGUCAACGUCGAUCACACGAAGCCGGGCUGUCCCGGCAAGACAACCGCAUCCGCAAUCACGCCCAGGGGCGAAGUUGCCAGUCGCUUUGCGUCUACCACUCCAAUGAUCUGCAUGCGAGAUCUGGCGUUGCCCUUUGUGAUCGAUCGCAUGGCCCAGUGA
Molecule: messenger RNA, 1797 nt
Organism: Pyricularia oryzae 70-15
Lineage: Eukaryota; Fungi; Ascomycota; Sordariomycetes; Magnaporthales; Pyriculariaceae
Exons: 2
Coding region: 1-1797 (598 amino acids)
Source: RefSeq, a predicted model, not a curated record